AUGAAGGAGAAGAAGGCAACCGACAGCGCCCUCGCCGGCGAGCAAGGGGAGAAGUCAGAGAAAAUGAAAGUGGAGGACAGAGAGCGACGCAGGAAGAGAGACGAAGUCGGCGAGGCCGAAAAGCACGCCGAGGAAAGUUCCAGCGAGGAAGAAGAUGACGGAGAUGAAAUCCAGUUCAAAGCGAGGACUAAAGAAGAACUUAUACGACAAGGAGAAGACGAUGACGAAGACGAAGAAGAGGAUACAGACCUCACGGAGACAGUCCGGGCAUCGUUUGGCCUGUUCGAUCCUCACGAGGAAGCAGCAGAAGCAGUUCUCGCGCUUCUUCGCCACGCCCGCCUGGACGUGCUUUUGAAGACUCCGUCUGGCUCUCUGCGGGCCUUGGCUGAAACGAUUGCCAACCAGGGAAAUGUGGGAUCCGUGCUGAAGGCAGUCCCAGAAGACGAAGACGACUCUGGUAAAAAGGACGGGGCCGAACAAGACGACGACGCGCCCGUGGUCGGGUUCCUCUCUCUUCUUUCUCUUCGUCAAUACCCCGAAGCAACAGACGUGUUCAAGGACGCCCUCCUCCGCCUGGCUGCUGACCACGCCCCUGCUGGAAUGAAAGCGAAACUCGAGGCAGUUCUGGCCCCGGAAUCGGACGAAACGGCAGGAAAAGAAGGCGCGGGAAGGAAGCACGAAGUCAACUGCGGGUGGAUGCUGAAGGAGCGGGUGAACAAUACUCCUCCUGCGCUCAUUCCCACCAUGUUUGCUUCGCUCCUGGAAGACAUAGCCUGGAGCUUAGCGACUGAGGAAAUGGACGAAGAGGAGAGACCCUUCUACAAGUACACGCACGUCGUCGCUCUUACGAAGGUGUACAAGGAGGCUGACGCAGGGCCAACAGCUGGGCCGAAGAAGGCCAAGGGGGACGAACCACUGGGGUUCAAGGCGUUCUUCCCCCACCCUGAGGACGAGGAGCUUCUUAAAGUGGCUACGUCUUACUUCACGUGCCCAACUGGUUCAUCCGCGCGCAUCUCUGCUGUGGAGGAUGGAGGCAGUGCGGUUAGCGAAGGGAACCGGAAGAAGAACGUGAGCCCGGAAGCAGCCGAUGACGACACCAACAUGGAGGCGUGCGGCCAGAUUCGUUCCUGUCCAGAGUAUCUUCUUCUCCUCUUGCUGCCGUUCGACAAACUGAAAAACUGCACGGACGCUAUGCAGCGACAGGCGCUUUUGCAGGCAGCCUCGUAA
Molecule: messenger RNA, 1227 nt
Organism: Neospora caninum
Lineage: Eukaryota; Apicomplexa; Conoidasida; Eucoccidiorida; Sarcocystidae
Exons: 8
Coding region: 1-1227 (408 amino acids)
Cellular component (GO): nucleus
Source: RefSeq, a predicted model, not a curated record